Vombatus ursinus (common wombat) is the source of this 2259-nucleotide messenger RNA. It is a transcript of the gene TLX1, whose product is annotated as T cell leukemia homeobox 1. Gene Ontology annotation, molecular function: DNA-binding transcription factor activity, RNA polymerase II-specific; RNA polymerase II cis-regulatory region sequence-specific DNA binding. Gene Ontology annotation, biological process: regulation of transcription by RNA polymerase II; animal organ development. Gene Ontology annotation, cellular component: nucleus. NCBI's taxonomy places the organism in Eukaryota, Metazoa, Chordata, Mammalia, Diprotodontia, Vombatidae. The transcript is spliced from 5 exons. The record is from RefSeq and is a predicted model, not a curated record. The coding region runs from base 20 to 1000 and encodes 326 amino acids.
CCCCGGCGCGCCGGGGGACAUGGAACACCUGGCCCCGCACCACCUCCACCCGGGCCACGCCGAGCCCAUCAGUUUCGGCAUUGAUCAGAUUCUCAACAGCCCGGACCAGGGCAGCUGCAUGGUGUCCGCCUCGCGCCUGCAGGACGCAGACUAUGGGCUCGGCUGCAUAGUUAGCAGCGCCUACAACACCAUGACCGGGAGUUACGGGGGAGCCGGCGGCGGCAGCGGCGGCGGCGGCGGCGGCGCGGGGGGCUACGGAGGCGGCGGCGGCGGCGGCGCGGGGGGCUACGGAGGCGGCGGCGGCGGCAGUGCCUGCAGUAUGGCCUCGCUGGCCGGCUCCUACAAUAUGAACAUGGCCAUGGGCACCGGGGGCGGCGGGAGCGGUGGCGCUCUCAGCUCCGCCGGGGUGAUUCGGGUGCCUGCCCACAGGCCUCUGGCCGGAGCCGUUCCUCACCACCAGCCCCUCGCCACCGGCAUGCCCACCGUACCCGCCGUACCCAGUGUCAACAACCUCACGGGACUCACUUUCCCCUGGAUGGAGAGUAACCGGCGAUACACAAAGGACAGGUUCACAGGUCACCCCUACCAGAACCGGACGCCCCCGAAGAAGAAGAAACCGCGCACAUCCUUCACACGUCUUCAGAUCUGCGAGCUGGAGAAGCGCUUUCAUCGCCAAAAGUACCUGGCGUCGGCCGAGCGCGCGGCCCUGGCCAAGGCGCUCAAAAUGACCGACGCGCAGGUCAAAACCUGGUUCCAGAAUCGGAGAACGAAAUGGAGGCGGCAGACCGCGGAGGAGCGGGAGGCGGAGAGGCAGCAGGCUAACCGCAUCCUUAUGCAGCUGCAGCAGGAGGCCUUCCAGAAGAGCUUGGCUCAGCCGCUACAGGCUGACCCUCUCUGCGUACACAAUUCAUCACUCUUCGCCCUGCAGAACCUGCAGCCCUGGUCCGACGACACUGCUAAGAUCACCAGCGUCACGUCAGUGGCCUCAGCCUGCGAGUGACCCCCCCUCCUGCCGGGGCCCACCCCGCUCGGUUUCGCUGUCCCCUCCCCCGUCUCUCAGAUCCUUAGCCCUUUCAGGACCCCCGCCAGAGAAGUGGGAGCCCAGACUUUGGGGUUGCGAGCGAGAGGAGCGACCUCCCCACCCCGAGUACUCGCAUUGCACCCCGCAUUCAGCCUCGCGAGACGGCCCGAAGUCGGGAGCUCUGCCUGGAAAGGGGUAGGGGAGGUUACCGAGGGCUUUGCACAGAGGAAAGAGUGAGGACCCUUCCCCCUGCCCCAGCCCCUUUCACGGACCACGAGCCAGUUCUCCCUGCCCCUCUCCACCUCAGUAACCGGACACAAAGUGAAACUCGUAGAAAGCCAGCCAGCUACCUGCCUCUGCUCUCCGAGGUCCGGUACCAUUAUCGUCCAGUCCGGGUGAGCAACCCCACCCCAAUCCCCGGCUUUAUUUUCAGUGGAAAAGAAGAAAUUGGAAAUAGAAUAGGGACUUCGAUCAGAAGGGACCUGGGGACCUAACUGGAGCCUCUAGUCCCUGGCAGCUUACCCUCCCUGACCCUCGGUUCAGCUGGUACUUUUCAGAUUCUGCUCAAUUUCCGUUUAUUUUAUUUUAUUUUAAAAUUUGGGAAUCUAGAGGGAGGCCGAGGAAGUGGAGGGGGAGAGAGGAAAAUUAGAGCUUCUAGGAUCGAGAGCGUUCUGAAGGUCCCCCAAGGAGCCGGUUGAUCCCCUGUCGAUUCAGCCCUACUGAAACCCAGAAACACUUUCACAGUCACUCGUGGACAACCACGCCACACACAGCAGCUGCGUAGUCACCCACAGCCACGAAGUUUCAUAAUGCACUUGGGUGCCCACAGUAUCACUGACAGCAGCACACAACGAUCGAAAUGGCAGCGGUCCCACAGCUUUACGCAGAUCCCAGUGACACUCAGCAAUGCCCACAAUUCCUGUUUGCUCCCAUCUCUCGCACUCAUACAAUUCCGAACAAUCAGUAACAGGCAAGCACAAUUCUACACAUCCCCCCAACAAAUACAGUCCCACACAGUGUCCCUCGAGCACAGUGUCCGCGCAAUCUCGAGCAAUCAACAGUUGCAUACAGAUUGUAAAGGACAGUCACACAUGGAGCCUGUUUGGGGAGGCUAGCUUUGCAUCCAUCUUUGGGGGGGGUUAAGUUAUGCACUUAUAAGGUGUUUUCCCUGUAACCAUUUUAUAAAGUGCUUGUGUAAUUUAUGUGGAAAAUAUGAAUAAAAUCGUCCGGAUCCGGAA